GUCGUGUUCUUGUCACAAUAAGUUCUUUUUGUAGGUUCACUUAUUAGUAUAACAAGUCCUUUUUAGGUUGUGAUCUAGAAGUAGCAUCUGAAGGGUGCAGGAAAAGGAAGUAGUCUGCUGGAAUAAUCGGACACUCUUUUGGCCUUUUUUCUUUCUUUUACUCUCCCACGCAGGACCAUGGUAUGAAGCAGACUUGCUAUCUUUCUGUAAGAUUUCUUUUUUUCCCUUGGCCACAUCUUAGAAGUUGGUGCUAGGUGUUUGGUGGCAUUUUCCUCAGAAAUGUUGUGUGCUGGUAUGUGAAUGCCUGCCAGAAAGCAACUAGGCUACACAUGGCUAUCUUGAAGUAAUUUUCACUGUCUUGAAGCAAAAUAGGUUAAGCAGUGUUAAGGUACUAGUCUUAGACUCACUGCAGAAACAACAACAACAAAAUAUUAAAGAUCUUAUUUUACCAUUUAUGUUUAGAUUUUAGGGGAAAGGGAUAUUUUUGGUCCUUCUUCUCCCCAACUUUACCAAAAUAUAAUUGUUUUUGUGUUCCUUAUUUCUAGUUAUUUUUUCACUUUUGACAGUUCCCAGCUUAAGACUGGAGUCCUUUAUACAAGGUAAUGCAUAUGAAGAGAUGGGAACUUGGUAGGUGCCCAGGUAAGAUCAGAGAAAGGGGAUCUGUUCCUCAACAAAGGAGAAUAGAAAUACACAGAAGUGCUUUAAGUCACGCAGAAAGUCUCUGAUAGCUUUUCUGAUUUCUUCUGUUUCAAAGCCAACAGGCCUCCCUUUCCCCUUUUCAAAUUUGUGAUAAUGUUUUUAAAAUGUUAUGUCAUGUGACCUGCAAACCAAGGAAGGGAUUUGAAGCUGAAGAUGACCUUUAGUGGUGAAUUAUUUUCAGUAGACAAAAAUUUAAAAUAAAACCAACUAAAACUUCGUUUGAGAGCCUAAAAUGGGUAUGGAUUGUCCACUAUAGGAAUGUCAAUGUUAAUUAAGCCAUGUUAGAAAAAAAAAAUUAAAAUCGUUUCAGUGCAUGGGAACUCAGGAGCCUCUGCAAAGCGUAAGCAAAGGACUCUUGCACAGCUUUGAGAAACUUAAUCUUCCUCUCAUCUGUUGGUGGGGGAGUGGGUAGUAGUUGUGUUAAUUGUACAUCUGAGUCUGUACCUAUGUUGCCCAUUAUAUUGGCCAUUUAAGGGAAAGGAAAACCUAGAAACAUGUCCCUAAAACCAGCCAGCCUUUGCAGUGCUUUGAGCCAAACCCCCGAAGGAUGCAUCUACCUCUCAUUUCCUUUCUGCUCAUCCCCAUAUUGCACGCUCUGAUUGCUGGCUACUGCCCCUCUCCUGGGGGGUGCCAGAGGGCUGUGGAGGUUUCUGAGCUCUCCAUGUCAUUGCCAGCAUGUGCUCAGCCCUGCCUGAUGUUCCAGUGAGGCUGAACUGGAGGAGACUGGGCAGGAUGCUCCCCCAAGGAGAACCUGGACCUCCAGGAAUAAUAGGGUGCUGAUGGUAGGCAGCUGUGAUGAGCUGAAAGGUCUGGCUCUGAGCCUGGCUCUGCAGGAUGCAGGAGGAAGGAGGGGUGGAAAGCAGUGAUGAGCCUAUUGUUUCAAAUGAACCAGCAACUGGCUGAUUGAUGCUGGGGGCUCAUUGUUGAUCCCUUUGCUCUUAAGCGCAGCUGUGGAGAGCGGAGGGGGAUGGAGGUAACUCCAUGGGAUGGAGGUAACAUUAUACAUUAGACUUCAGGUGAACAGAGAGGCAGUGGGCAUAAAUUAAAAAAAAAGAAAAAAGUAUUAAAAUCCAUCUGGAUACAAGAAAAGCUUUUGACUGGGGAUGUGCUCAAACACUGCAACAGGCUGCCUAGUGUGGUGGUGGAGUCACUCUCUGCAAAUACUCCAAACCCGAUGGGUGGCUGUGCUGGGCGGCUCUGCCUGACCCUGCCUGGGCAGAGGGGGCUGGCCUGGGUGGUCUCCAGAUGUCCCUUCCAACCCCACCCCUUCUGUGAAAGCUUCUUUAAUGUUUGGAUGUAUUCUCUUGCUGCUGUUGUGGAACACUUGGGGAAUAAUUACAAAUGCCCCUGCUGGGCACUUGUCUCACAAAUACUGCUGUUGUGUAAUCACUGCAGUUCUAAUUGUAUAGGGAAAGCAUCCAAGUGCUAAGUAGUUAAUUGACUAAACUCCCCAAUUUAAGCAACAAAAGCAAAAAAAAAUAAAAAUAAUAAAAAAAAAAUCCACCAGUAUCUCCCCCUUCCCUGAACCAAGAAAACACCAAAACACCCUAAACCUUAAAAGACGUUUUGGUUUUAAUCCGUUCAAAUAUUACGGUUAUGAGAAGUAAAGGUAGCUUUAUUAUGACAGAAUUGUUUAUUAUUUUCCCCUUAUUCCCUCUAGUUUUGCCACAAAGUACUAUCCUCAAAGUAUCCUGUGAAAAAUGAAAUAAAAAGUAGGCAGGAAGAUAAGAGGAGGAGCAGCAGAGAAAAUGUAAGAGAUCCCACCAAACCAGUUUAUGCCUUUCAGCCCAUGAAUAGGAAGUCAUGAGAUGAUUUGAGAGAACUUUCCUGUAGCUGUGUUUCUUUGCUGUGCUCUCUCAGCCCUCCCCUGAUUGCAUUUUGCACAGCCCUCAGAAAGACUGCAGUGCAGUAGUUGGCAAGGAGGGAAUUACUAGGAGGGAAAAUCAAGCUGUGGUGGCUCCUCUUGCAGUGUGGUGUUGCUGAGAUCUGCAUUUUGGAGGAGGUAAUGAACGACUACCUUUGGGUUUCCAAUUUGGAAGUCUGGAAGCUUGCAAAAAAAGGGAUGUGGCUAAGUUUUCCUUAAAUGUCCUUAGAGUGUGCAUGGCAUGCUGGACAACCACUAAGGUUAUUGAUGCAGUGGUUUGGGUUUUCUUUUUGAUACAAAGCACCUGCAGUUUCUGCCUAAUACUUUGUUUUUAAUCCUCUGUGCUCAGACAGUGGAGAAAAAGGUAAGGUACUUUUUGUUGACUAAAAUAUAAAGGAUAAUGGAAGUAAUUUCUGUAUGUUGUAGCAUGCAACAAUAACUGUGCUUGUUGGAAAGUAAAAGUUUGAUUGCCUUUUUUAUUGCUUGUAAUACACUGAAAUUCUUUGUAAUAAUUUCCCUGAAUUAUCUAGUGUAUUCAAGUCGAGAAAUAGUUAUGUGUACUUCAUUAGUAUUAAAAGGGGUUUUUUUUUUUGUAGUCAGUUUUCACUUUGAUUUUCCAAUAUAAUAUGGAAAUAUUUUCAAGAUCAACUAUUUUCAGUUGUACUGAGAAUGUUCUUCUUUUUAUGUUAAUCUUAGGAGCUAAAUCCCCAGUCCUUUUUAUGUCUUACCAAUAUCUUUGGAUUUUUUUUUCAUGCCAGAUUUUUAAGGGCAUAGCACUGUCAUAAUGCUGCUGUUCAGCUGUGGAGUGCACUUGUUUAGUAAGAAUAAAACUUUGGAGGGACCUUAAUUCUCUGUGGUUUGGAAGGGAUUGGUUGGUGUCUUGGGAGGGAAAGGAGAGGCUGAAAGUGCAAAACUCCCUGCACUAAAUUUGGAUUUAUACCUAAGAAUAUGAAGAAGCUGUGGCCCAUGAUCCUUGAUAUCAUUGGUGUCUGAAGUCAGUAUGGGAGCUAAGAGUUUUAGGACUUCAGUUUUUUGCUGAGUUAAUAUGUAAAUGUUUAGUACAGAAAUUUGUACUACUUUCACAAUGUCUGUAGGUAUAAUGGGCUGACUCGUAAUUUAUAUACUGCUUUGGUGGGGAAAGCGUACAGUUGUAGAUCUCCUUUUUGUUUGAGUAAGCAUUUACUCCUGGAGUUUUCUAUCAAUCUCAGUGCUGGGCUAUUUUUCCAGGCACUGUGUUUGUAGAAUGGACCAGAUUGGGCUUUCAUGGGCCUGUGUGUGUUUUGCCAGAAUCUGUAACCACUCAUUAACAGGUUACUUACUAUGAUUGUGGUCCAGAGUAACAUUGCAGCACUAGCAGUAGCAAAAUAUCAGCAGUAGCCUUUCCUUUCCAUUUCCUGAGGACCAAAGGUGAAUUGUAGCACGUGAUUAAGAUCAAAACUAUCAGAAAGCCACAAACCCCCCCGUUUUAUAGCCGUGGAAGCCUGUGGCAUUCCUCCUGACUGGCUAAACGCUAUCUUGGUCUCGCGUUACAAAGUCCCGCUCUGCUUCAGCUGGGGCCACGGGAGCGAAACCCCAGCUUGUGUAGGGCCAGGUAAGCGUUUCUGUGACGGUGUGACCUUCCGUAGCCAGCCGUGUGUCGCUGCUGAGGCUGAUCCAUGUCCGCAGCGUCGUGUGCAGGAGGACAGCGCGGAGCUGGGCCCUCGCUGCCGCCCGGGAACGCCGCUGCCCUGGCACCGCCGAACAGCCGCCCGGCCUGCCCACAGCGCGCUGCUGGACUCGGGCCUAGGGCAAAGAAAGAAACCAGGCAGACUGUAGCAAAGCUCCCUUUAUUGGCAAGAGUAAAGAGAACCCUGUCAGAGCAUUGAGAAAGCCUAUUCUUCUUUCUUCUCAAGCUGCGGAUCAAAUGAGAUUCAAAUAAAGCGAAGGAAAUAAAGUAUCUUAGAGCAUGGACACCAGUAAGAAGUCAGAACCUCCUUUAUCUGUAGAAAUGGUACAGCAGAGGGCCAAUCCUGACCGCAGUCCAUCAGCAUCCAUCUAUGUUCCAGAGCAAGGUGGCUACAAAGAGAAAUUUGUGAAUGCCGUGGAAGAUAAGUACAAAUGUGAAAAAUGUCACCUCAUCUUAUGCAAUCCUAAACAGACUGAAUGUGGACACAGAUUCUGUGAAACCUGCAUGAAUGCCUUGCUGAGGUCUUCUAGUCCAAAAUGUACAGCGUGUCAAGAAAGCAUAGUAAAAGAUAAGGUAUUUAAAGAUAAUUGUUGCAGGAGAGAACUACUUGCCCUUCAAAUAUACUGCAGAAAUGAAAACAAGGGCUGUAAGGAACAGCUAUCUUUGGGUCAAUUACUGAUGCAUUUGAGAACUGAUUGUCAGUUUGAAGAACUCCCAUGUCCUCGUGCUGAUUGCAAAGAAAAAAUACUGAGAAAAGAUCUGCCAGACCAUGUAGAGAAGACCUGUAAAUACCGGGAGACAACCUGUAAAUACUGUAAAAGCCAAGUCCCAAUGAUUAUGUUGCAGAAACAUGAAGAUACAGACUGCCCAUGUGUCAUGGUUUCAUGUCCUCAUAAAUGUAGUGUUAAAACACUCAUGAGGAGCGAGGGAACAAACCAACAAAUUAAAGCACAUGAAGCCAGCUCAGCAGUGCAGCAUGUUAACUUAUUGAAAGAGUGGAGCAAUGCUCUAGAAAAUAAGGUGGCCUUGCUCCAGAAUGAAAGUUUGGAAAAGAACAAGAGUAUACAAACUUUACAUAAUCAGAUUUGUAGCUUUGAAAUAGAAAUUGAAAGACAGAAGGAAAUGCUGCGGAAUAAUGAAUCUAAAAUACUUCAUUUACAGCGAGUGAUAGACAGUCAAGCAGAGAAACUGAAAGAACUGGACAAAGAAAUCCGUCCCUUCCGACAGAACUGGGAGGAGGCUGACAGCAUGAAGAGCAGUGUGGAAUCCCUCCAGAACAGAGUGACUGAGCUGGAAAGUGUUGAUAAAACUGCAGGGCAAGGAGCUCGGAAUACAAGCCUGCUGGAGACCCAGCUGAGCAGGCACGAUCAGAUGCUGAGUGUUCACGACAUUCGGCUGGCUGACAUGGACCUCCGCUUCCAGGUUCUAGAAACUGCAAGUUACAACGGAGUGCUGAUUUGGAAAAUCCGAGAUUAUAAACGGCGGAAGCAAGAAGCGGUCAUGGGGAAGACUCUGUCCUUGUACAGCCAACCCUUUUAUACUGGAUACUUUGGCUACAAGAUGUGUGCCAGAGUUUACCUGAACGGAGAUGGCAUGGGAAAGGGGACGCACUUGUCUCUGUUUUUUGUCAUAAUGCGUGGAGAAUACGACGCUUUGCUUCCUUGGCCCUUCAAACAGAAAGUGACUCUCAUGCUCAUGGAUCAGGGACCGUCUCGACGCCACUUGGGAGAUGCUUUCAAGCCAGAUCCAAACAGCAGCAGUUUUAAGAAGCCAACUGGAGAAAUGAACAUUGCGUCUGGCUGCCCAGUCUUUGUGGCUCAAACUGUUCUAGAGAAUGGAACGUAUAUUAAAGAUGAUACUAUUUUUAUUAAAGUCAUAGUGGAUACAUCGGAUCUACCAGACCCCUGACAUACACUGGGGGAGGCGGAUUAAACAGAAGGCAACUCCGUUUGGGGGUUUUAUAUCAGUUUGUCUUCAAUCAGAGGUCCUAAAGCUCACAGAACCACCUUGUGGAACAGAUGGAAGAGUUUGAAGGCAUAACUGCGUAGGGUCCAAUUGAGAAAGUAGCAACACAUUAAGAAAUCAUACCAUGGUAUAUUUUUUAAUAGAACUAGCAACACUUGAGCUCUGAAGAAUCACUUAUCCUUCAUCAGGGAAGUGAUUACGGUCAGAGAGGAUUUUUUUUAACUUAUUAAUGAUCUAGUCAAUUGGAGGUGAAAAGACAUAUACAGUAUGUGCUGAAUCAAUUACUGACUUUUAUUUCUCUUAAGCUAGAAUACAAGAAAAACCCUUCACAUGUGGGCUAGCUGGAAAUUGUCAGCAUGUUAAAAGAAGAUGAAGUAAUGUUACAAUUAUGAUAUUCUUUGAAAAACUGAGGUGCAAUCUUGUCUGAAAUAUAGUAUAUUGUCUUUUUAAGGCCUCAUCUGGUCUCUGUUUUAAUAAUUACUUUGUCAGAAGAUCUUGGAAAAGUAUCCAUGUCUUCUCAAAAGUAUCUGAAUCAAAAUCAUAUUUUUAUUUAAAGUUCUAUUGUUACAAAAAACAUUUUAUUUUAAAACUGUUGAUAGACUGAUAUUUCUUGGAAGAAAAAAUAGAAGAUAUCAAACACUGGUUAUCACUUGUGAUAGGAAAAAAAAACUAUUCAAUUCUGUUAUUUCUCUUUAGAAAUGUAAACCUACAAUAUAUGUCGUAGUUAAUGACACUAUUUCAAAAUUAAGGAAAAAUCACUCAUGGAUGCUGUGCAUCAUUAUCAGAUUUAUAAUUGUUUUCACCCUAAAAUAGGGCAUUUGUUGAACUUUGGAGUUCUAAACGGAAUCCUGUACAUUUUUUAAAGUUCUGCCCCAUGCUUUCCAAUCAAGCUAUAUAUGUUGCACAUUAUGCUGUCAGCAGUAUAUAGUAUUUUCAGUAUUGGGGAGGAGGAUUAGUGCUGAAAAAAGCCUCUAUGUUUGUUCUGUACUAGCAGCCAUUGCUUAAAGACAAACCAGCAAUGUCCUAAUACAGUGAUGGUGGCUUGCAUGCAUACAUGUGCCUUAGAUGUGCUGUGCUGCUUAUAAACCAUAGCUUUUUAUUCAGAUUAAUUCUGAUAUCUGAAAUGGUAGUUUAAUUGGACUUCAGGCAUAAUGUUUAGCCUUGUCUUCAGAGCCCUUAGGUACCUUGCAAUGUAUGAAACAGAAGCCAGAGCCCACUCCUUUGGCUUCUGCAGCUUCUAUGACUUGGCCAUGGUGGAAUCCAUCCUACUGAGGUGCCAAAACGUUAUGCUCAGUGCUCCUAUGGAGCUUGGACUAGACAGACUCCAUGGCCACUGUGAAGGCAGGUGACAUUUUUCCUCUAAUGCCUGUGCCUGUAAGGUGGCAUCACUUGAAACGAAUCCAUCUGAGAACUCUGGGGCUGUGAAUAUGGAUGCUCGUGGCAGCUUCUCAUAGCAGACAAGCAUCCUAAUGGGGAAUGCAUGGGCUUCUUUCUUGUAGCAGCCUGAACUGCAGUGGAAAGCAUUUGCUAGCCCUGAAACAUGCUGACUGCAACCUGCUGUGUUCAUCUGCUUCUAUUUAAUAGCCUGUGACAAGCAAGUCCAGAGACACAGCCUGACUGUGGUGCUCUUUAAAAUCCUGCUUAAGCAGAGUGGGCUUGCACCACUGUGUUUUCAGCCUUCAUGGGCUUGAAAAAACCUAUUGCAUCUCAGCCUUUAAUGUCAGGCUGUAUCAGUUUUCUGCUUUUUCGAGGCAUAGUCACAAUUUUUGUCUAAGGUGCAGUUGAAUUCAUGCCUUUGUAUUUCAGCUUGUCUUUGCUGUUGUCUUUUUUGGCUGUGCCUUCACACACAGUGCCUGCAAGAAGUAUUUAUGGAUAUACAAUGCAUGCUAAGUGGUCUUCAUGGGUUUUCCAGGCACCUGCUAGAAUACUGCCUGCUGCUGACUGUCCUGACCGUCGGCAGCAACUUGUCUUCCUUUUCUUGCCUUCCAUUGUCCGGGUACUGUACUCCCUCUAUGGUACGUGGCUGUCAACAGGUGCAAGCUCAAAUGUGGAGGCACCUGCUAGCAUUUAAUUUCUAGCACGGAAGGAGGAUGUUCUGCACAAGAGAUAAAUAUCUAUAGAUAUACCUGCAUCUAUAUCUCUAGAUAUAAUUGUAUGGCACUUGCAGUUUUAUGCAGGCUGCAUAAGUAAACCCAUCACUUACGCUUUAGGGCGAAGGUUCGCUCGACUUGUGUCAUUUUAAUAAUUGUGAAUGUAGGCAGCUGAGCUUUUGUGUUUGUGCAUCACAGAAUUUUACUGAAAACAGGAUUCCCAAGUGGAAAUGUCCAAAGGACUCUCCUCCCAUUGCUAAUGCAUGUCUUGUAAAAUUAAAUGAAACCGUUUGGCCAUCUCAAAACAGUUUAUAUCCUGUUUCAAUCUGGGACUUGGAGGAGAUUUCUAGUAUAAGCAGGGCCCAGCAUAUUCUGCAGAUUUGUGACUACAGUUUCCAACUUCUGUGACAGAAUUGCGCUUCUAAAUCCAAGCUCUUUAAAAAGAGGAGGAAUAAAAGCAUUUCCAGCCUUGGUGACUGAAAGAGGACUUUGAAACAUGCGAAUGUGUAAACCAAUAGGGAAGUCUUCCUGAGUCUGCACACAGCCUAAACUAGUAGCUUUAAGAGAUCUGAAUAUCUCGUCUUGGUGGGAUAUUGACUCAGAAACUUCACAGAGAAGUUUAAAUAUGAACACUGCUAACUAUCUAAAUGCCGAUCACUGUAGCAGAAACAUCAGUCACUGUUGUAUUUCACAGAUCUCUAUGCUGCUUUCCACAUCUCCCAAGUGCCAAAAGCACCAGCUGCCAGAAUCUUCAGCUUCACUUGGGCAGCUUUUAUAAUGCAGUAAUGUGCUAUCGAUAUAAAAAUAUUUUUGCAUAUGUGCUUUUUAUCACAGUUAAUAAAAUGGAGGCCUACUGCACUUAUUUUUUAAAACUACAUGAAGCUGCCAGAGAAUUUCCAGUUUGCCAACCCUGCGUACUGUGAAAUCCAGGAUCUUGCUACACAAAUUAGACACCGCCUGCUGUGGAAUACCUGAAGCCUUGACUGUAACACCCCUUUCUCCGCAGAACUCACAGGCCAUCUCUGUAGAGUUCUUACUGUGUACAUAGAAAUCGGUUUCCUCUGCUUUCCAGCAAGGAGUAUGUAGCAUUUUGUGAAAACAAGGCCACUGUAUAUUCUCUAAGUUGAAAGGAAAAGAUACCUGGUGCUUUACUCAACACUUUUAAGUUAUUUAACUGUUUCUCUCAUCGCUGAAAUGCCCUUUAUCCUUUUUCUCUUUGUUCCUGACUGAGGUAUCCAAAGUUUUCUAGGGCCUGUCUGUUUAAAGUGAUUCAUGGGACAACAACCUGCCCCCAAGGUAUACUCUUGAAUCCCGGCAAACUCCGGGGGGCUGUCGCUAUUGCAAGGGAGUCCCAGAGUAUUUGUGUUACUUUGAACAGAGUUUGUUCGGUGCAACCAUAUUGUCCUCUACUUAGUAAUUCUUAGCAGCACACGACUGAAGUCUCUUGCUGGUGUUCUUUCUUCAUGGUGAUGCUCCAAGUUAUGUACAAACCUCUCCCGUGUCCAGCUUCCUCUAGGGAGAUUCCAGUGUGUGACAAUCUGGAUGUUGCCCUUUGCGUGCACUCUUCAGCACAGAGUGCACCUGUUACCUAGUCUUGAAUCCUAAACAGGAUGAAACCUUUUGGGUGUUUAAAGACCAACCUGCAAUUAUGAUGCAUGACCAUGUCUGUAUUGCUUCUCUGAGCUAAUUAACUGGGGUCUUGUUUCAGUUACUGUCUACACGGUACACCUUCAACUGCUGACUUACAAUAUGCAAUGUUGAUUUCAGCCUUGUACUGUAAAUGUUGUUCUUCACAAAGAGAAUGUGCAAUAGGAAAAGGGAGUAGUGGGUGGCAUACUUUUGAUGGAAAAAACACGCUAGAUUUUUAAAAAUACGGGAAAAAAAAAAAAGAAAUGCAGUUUAUUUCCUUUUCUCAUGGUGGUUUCUACUUGGAAAAGGAAAGAUGAAGAUAUGUGCCUGUUUCUAUGCCUGGUGAAUUUCUCAAAUGCAAAGGUAAUAGAGAUUUGUGUUAGCUAGGAUUUAAGUGUUGAACCCACGAAUGUUAGGUUGUGAUUGUAUCGCUUGUGUUUCCUCAGCUUGCCACGAUUAUGGCUCACUGAGGUGGAGUUUAAAAGCUACCACCUAUUUGUAUCUGUAUUCCAUCACCUGGGAUAGGCAUUUCACCCAACAGUGCAGGGUAUCUGUUGAUAUUUUGUCUAGUUUUUAAAACUCUGGUGCUCAUUGGUCCAAGACAGAGAAGCGUGUAGGGAGUGACAAGGAAAGUUGCCUGCACUGCAGAAGAGUGAAAAAUGUGACUGUAGUAUUGAUGCCUUUGAUAUGAUAUAACUAUGCAAAUAUACAAAUAGGUGAGGGGGGAAAUUCUUGGGUUGCUUACCUAAUCUCUUAGAUUUUGCUCUGUAAAUUUCUUGUAUGUGUGUAGGUACAUACAUAUACACACAGACAUGCAUGCACAUAAAUAUGCAAAGUCUUUUCUUUAUGUAGAAGUGAUGAAACAAAACCCUUUCCUCCAAGUUAUACUUGAUCAAUUGGUGCAAAUAUAACUUGCUGCUGCUAAGGGAGGAUCUUGGCUAAGGGCAAACUUUGGUUCGUAUCUUUCAGGUUUGAACACCUGUAUGUAGCAAACACUUAGUUCAGCUUUUCUGAAGACUUUGAAUUGUAAUUUAGGACACAUGUUCUUCCUCAUGCUCUGAUAAUUUGGAGAUUCCUGUAUAUUGAACAACUGCAGUGAUGGGCAACUUUUUAAUUGCAAAUUAUUUCCUCUGCUUUGGAACAAAAAAUGAUAAGAAGCAUCUGGACCUCUUCCCUGGAAUUCCUGUCCUGUUCAGUCAAUAACUUGAUAUUCUGGUUGAGUUAGAAGUCAAAGCCACUGCAAUAAAAAUGAUUGGUUUAACAGUUUAAUCUGAGAAUGGUUUUUAAUACUGUGUACAGUGUAUAGCAAGUGCUAUUUCUCUUCUUUGGAACGAGGAAAUCAAGGAUGAGAUAUGAUUUGCCCAGAGUCACAAAAGGAAUCUCCUGGAGCUGGGACCGAAUGAGAGGUUCCAGUUCCCUGGUAUUAUCUCUGAAUCAUGAGGUUUUACUCUUCUAAUACAUUUGUCCCUUAAUGGAACUGGAAAAUCAGUUGACAUACCCUGAAGACCCACAUCAGGACAGUAAGGGCUAGAAUUAAACAUACAAGCUGUCGUGAUUUGGGGUUGCACACACGUGGUGGCCCAGACGUGCAGAGUGAAGGCCAGCACAGCCUGUCAGUGUGAGUAACACAUGAGCAAACACGUGUCCUGCUCUGUUUGUUCAGAAUCAUCUAACAAAACCAGUCUCGUUUGAUGCUCCUCUUAACUAAGGAGGGAGAACACCAUUGUACAGCAAAGUGGGUUCAUCUUUGUUCUACCAGUCAGUGUGACUGACCAUUUCUUUCUUGUGGGACUUUCUCCCUUUUUCUGUAAACCAGAAUCUGGAGGGCUUAAUUGUUCUUUCUUGCCUCUUAAUCCAGGCCUUUGCAGAGAAGCACCGGAUAGGAAGGCUGUGGAAAACUUUGGACUGCUGAUUCAGGGACAUCCUCUUAAGAUUUAGAAGAGUAGAGUUAUACAACAUAAGGGAUCUGACUAUUCCUGUUUCUCUUCUAAUAUAUGGUCAAGACUGCAGCUUCUGUCUUCCAUUUCAUGACGUCAGUGUAGAUAUUAGGCUGUGUUUUUCCAUUAUUUUCCCUCCAAGUUAGGAUUAGUUCCUUAGGGUUCAAGUAAGUUCUGAAUUUCACAGAGAAGCACCUGAACCAAAACCCUGGAUUCAAACAUCCCAGACUUGAUGUGGAACUCAAAUCUGGAUCCCAACUCUGUGGCUUACUAACCUACCCAUUCAGGGAAGGGUUUGUUGUCUCUAUGUGGUGUUUGUGUUUUUGGUCCUUUGGAACUAAGCUUUUAAUUUGGUUGCCAGUUCUGCAAGGACUUUUUAACUUCUUAGUGAUGCCGGUGUUCACACGCUCCAUUGCUGGCAGUGCGAUGCGUAGUGAUAAAAUUUGACUCUGUCUAAGGGUUACUGAGAUAAACCAGCAUUAUCAUUCGUAAAGGUCAUUUUCUUGCAUAGUGUUCCGAGCUUUGUAUUUGAAUAUAGCUCGCACCUGAAAGGACACAUCUUCCAACUAUGACCUGCAUCACUGGCAGAGAGUUGUGUAAUCUGUACUUGUGGAAUGGGAAGGUACAAGCUUCCAUCGUUGCUGAUGCAUCGUGUACUCCACCUAUUUUGUUUGUCUUAUAGCUGUUGUUCGGUUAAUACUUCUUUUUUUUUCAGUUUUAUAGAAAAAAAAAAUGGGGAAGUUCAGGAUUUUUUCUACAAGGUAUAAAACUCCAAUGAAUUAGUGGUGACUAGAGAGCUGUGAAAAAUACCCCAUUAGGAGAUGAUGGGCUAAAUGUAGGUCCAUUUCUCUUAGACAAGUAGGAUAACCUUUAAGAUGCAUGGAACAACAUAAUAAUCGGGAAAACUGAAGCUUACAUUUGUUUCCAAGAAAUUCUGUGAGAACUAUCUAUGGAAAAGACAUCAGUGAUUGAGAAUAAUGUACAAAUUAAUGUGUUUGAAACUUGUGUAUCCAUUUCUUUAAUCUCAUACUCUUCAGUGAACGGUACACUUGUGUUCAGUUUUAUGAUCAAAAACAAAGACCAAAGAAGGCCAGCCUCAUUUGAUUGUGUAUAUUCUGCCUGUCUUAAUUAUCAAUAGCUGUAAGGAUACAGUGCAAGUGAUCUGGUAACCAGUGGUUCUCGUCCUUUUCUUUUAGGGGGAAAAACAAUUUUAAAAUGUAUAAUUUAUUGCUCAGCAAUAACCAUGUUGUUAAAAUAAUAAAAAAAAAUAAUUAAUUAGCAACAUGUCUUAAUUUCCCAAUAGCAUUAUUAUAUGUUGUAUUUCAGUUUACUGUAUAUUGUGUUUUUGUAUUUAUUUGUGUUUGGAGGUCUUGCUAUGUCUUUUUGUGUUUAAAUGCUAAUAAACAAGGACAGUGUGUAAGAGUGUA
Messenger RNA from Cyanistes caeruleus (blue tit), 13277 nucleotides. It is a transcript of the gene TRAF3, whose product is annotated as TNF receptor associated factor 3. NCBI's taxonomy places the organism in Eukaryota, Metazoa, Chordata, Aves, Passeriformes, Paridae. The record is from RefSeq and is a predicted model, not a curated record. Gene Ontology annotation, biological process: regulation of cytokine production; regulation of canonical NF-kappaB signal transduction; regulation of defense response to virus. Gene Ontology annotation, cellular component: plasma membrane signaling receptor complex; cytoplasmic side of plasma membrane. Gene Ontology annotation, molecular function: tumor necrosis factor receptor binding; zinc ion binding.